ACCUUUCUUCGAUUCGACUAUUCGACAGUGAAUCACCAAAUUUCCAAAACUCUCUCGAGAGACGAAAUAGAGAGAUUAAGAAAUGGUGAAGGUACGAAUGAACACGGCGGACGUCGCCGCCGAAGUCAAGUGCUUAAAGCGAUUAAUCGGUAUGAGAUGCUCCAACGUCUAUGAUAUAUCUCCCAAGACGUAUAUGUUCAAGCUCUUGAAUAGUAGCGGUAUCACAGAAUCUGGAGAAAGUGAGAAAGUUUUGCUUUUAAUGGAAAGUGGUGUUCGUUUGCAUACCACUGCUUAUGUCAGGGAUAAGAGUAAUACUCCAUCUGGGUUUACUUUGAAGUUGAGGAAACAUAUCAGGACUAGGAGGCUUGAGGAUGUUCGACAGCUUGGUUAUGAUAGGAUCAUUGUCUUCCAGUUUGGACUAGGUGCUAAUGCUCACUAUGUUAUAUUGGAGUUGUAUGCUCAAGGAAACAUAAUUCUUACUGAUUCUGAGUAUAUGAUCAUGACACUCCUCCGGUCUCAUAGAGAUGACAAUAAGGGUUUUGCUAUCAUGUCUCGCCACCGUUACCCCAUAGAGAUAUGUAGAGUCUUUGAGAGAACCACUGUUUCAAAGCUUCAGGAAUCACUUACUGCUUUCUCGCUUAAGGAUCAUGAAGCAAAACAGAUUGAACGGAAGGAGCAGAAUGGUGGCAAAAAGGGUGGGAAGUCAAAUGAUUCUACGGGUGCCAAACAAUAUACCUUGAAGAAUAUUCUUGGUGACGCUUUAGGCUAUGGGCCACAGCUCUCAGAGCACAUUAUUCUGGAUGCUGGUCUAAUUCCAACUACCAAACUUUCAGAAGACAAGAAGUUAGAUGAUAAUGAAAUUCAGUUAUUGGUUCAAGCGGUGAUCGUUUUUGAAGAUUGGCUUGAAGAUAUUAUAAAUGGUCAAAAAGUUCCUGAAGGUUAUAUUCUAAUGCAAAAACAAAUUUUGGCAAAUGACACGCCUUCUGAAUCAGGAGGUGUUAAAAAGGUCACUAUUUUACUCUAUGCUUCUUCAUUUUUGUAUUCUUUAAUGGCCAUGGAUUUGAUAUAUAGUAUUUUCUUUUGCCUUGGUUGUCUACAGAUGUAUGAUGAGUUCUGUUCAAUCUUAUUAAAUCAAUUCAAAUCACGAGUGUAUGAAAAGUUUGAAACUUUCGAUGCGGCUUUAGAUGAGUUCUACAGCAAAAUUGAGAGCCAAAGGUCUGAACAACAACAAAAGGCAAAAGAAGAUUCUGCCAGUCAGAAACUCAAUAAGAUUCGCCAGGAUCAGGAGAACCGUGUUCAAAUUCUGAAGAAAGAAGUCAACCAUUGUGUUAAUAUGGCUGAAUUAAUCGAGUACAACUUAGAAGAUGUAGAUGCUGCCAUAUUAGCUGUUCGUGUAGCACUUGCAAAGGGUAUGGGCUGGGAUGAUCUAGCUCGCAUGGUCAAGGAAGAAAAAAAAUUAGGAAAUCCUGUUGCUGGACUCAUUGACAAACUUUAUCUGGAGAAGAAUUGUAUGACCUUGUUGUUGUGCAACAAUCUUGAUGAAAUGGAUGAUGAUGAGAAGACGCUCCCAGUGGAAAAGGUGGAGGUGGACUUAUCACUUUCUGCGCAUGGUAAUGCUAGGCGAUGGUAUGAAAUGAAGAAGAAGCAAGAAACCAAACAGGAGAAGACUGUUUCUGCUCAUGAAAAGGCUUUUAGAGCAGCUGAGAAAAAGACACGCCACCAGCUUUCUCAGGAAAAAGUGGUUGCAACUAUUUCACACAUGAGAAAAGUCCACUGGUUUGAGAAAUUUAAUUGGUUCAUUAGCAGUGAGAACUACUUGGUCAUCAGUGGUCGUGAUGCUCAGCAAAAUGAGAUGAUAGUUAAACGUUACAUGUCAAAAGGAGAUCUGUAUGUACACGCAGAGCUUCAUGGAGCAUCUAGUACUGUGAUAAAGAAUCAUAAACCUGAACAAAAUGUACCGCCUCUCACUUUAAACCAAGCUGGAUGUUUUACGGUUUGUCAUAGUCAGGCAUGGGAUUCCAAGAUUGUUACUAGUGCAUGGUGGGUUUAUCCUCAUCAAGUCACUAAAACAGCUCCGACUGGAGAAUACCUUACAGUUGGAAGUUUUAUGAUACGUGGUAAGAAAAACUUCCUCCCGCCACACCCACUCAUCAUGGGUUUUGGAUUGUUGUUUCGUUUGGACGAGAGCUCCUUGGGAGCUCAUUUGAAUGAGAGAAGGGUAAGAGGGGAAGAGGAAGGAAUGAAUGAUGUAGUCAUGGAAACGCAUGCUCCUGAUGAGCAUUCAGAUGUUGAGUCAGAGAACGAAGCAGUGAAUGAAGCGGUUUCUGCCUCAGGAGAAGUUGAUUUGGAGGAAUCAAGUACCAUAUUGAGCCAAGAUACUUCUUCUUUUGACAUGAAUUCAUCUGGUAUUGCUGAAGAAAAUGUGGAAUCAGCCACCUCACAGCUUGAAGAUCUUCUUGAUAGAACCCUAGGUCUUGGUGCUGCAACGGUGGCAGGCAAGAAAGAUACAAUAGAGACAUCAAAAGAUGAAAUGGAAGAGAAGAUGACACAGGAAGAGAAAAAAGCAGUAGUGAGAGAUAAGCCUUAUAUGUCAAAAGCUGAAAGAAGAAAGCUUAAGAUGGGCCAAAGCGGUAACACAGCUGUUGAUGGUAACACUGGGCAAGAAAAGCAGCAACGAAAGGAAAAAGAUGUUUCUUCUUUAAGCCAAGCUAACAAGAGUAUACCUGAUAACAAGCCAGCUGGGGAAAAAGUUAGCCGUGGGCAAAGGGGUAAACUUAAGAAAAUGAAGGAGAAGUAUGCUGAUCAAGAUGAAGACGAAAGAAAAAUACGGAUGGCAUUGUUGGCAUCGUCUGGAAAGCCACAGAAGACUGAUGUUGAAUCACAGAAUGCAAAAACUGCAGUCACCGUAGAGAAGAAACCUUCUGAAGAGACAGAAGAUGCUGUGAAAAUAUGUUACAGGUGUAAGAAGGUUGGACAUCUUGCUAGGGAUUGUCAUGGGAAAGAAACUUCAGAGAUGGACAAAGUGGUGAUGGAAGAAGACGAUAUUAAUGAGGUUGGAGACGAAGAGAAAGAAAAACUGAUUGAUGUCGAUUACCUAACUGGUAACCCGUUACCAACCGACAUCCUUUUAUAUGCGGUCCCCGUGUGCGGCCCCUACAACGCUCUGCAGUCAUAUAAAUACAGAGUCAAAGCGAUUCCAGGCAGCAUGAAGAAAGGAAAAGCUGCAAAAACUGCAAUGAAUCUGUUUACACAUAUGACGGAGGCGACAGUAAGGGAGAAAGAGCUGAUGAAGGCAUGUACAGAUCCAGAGCUAAUGGCUGCUCUUGUGGGGAAUGUGAAGAUCACAGCAGCAGGUUUGACACAGUUGAAGCAGAAACAGAAAAAGGGCAAAAAAAGCGGGAAACAACAACAUAGCUAGGUUUUAGGUAACUGCUUGCAAGAAGAAGGCUUUUACUAGAUAGAGCAUAUUGGUUCAUAUCUUUUUAUGUUCACUCUUGCAAAAACGAAACAUCAUGUUACAACGCAAACAUUAUCGGGUGGUGAUUUUGAUGUUCCAUUGUGUCUGA
Molecule: messenger RNA, 3566 nt
Organism: Arabidopsis lyrata subsp. lyrata
Lineage: Eukaryota; Viridiplantae; Streptophyta; Magnoliopsida; Brassicales; Brassicaceae
Product: nuclear export mediator factor Nemf
Exons: 13
Coding region: 83-3418 (1111 amino acids)
Biological process (GO): ribosome-associated ubiquitin-dependent protein catabolic process; rescue of stalled cytosolic ribosome
Cellular component (GO): RQC complex
Molecular function (GO): tRNA binding; ribosomal large subunit binding; zinc ion binding
Source: RefSeq, a predicted model, not a curated record